Molecule: messenger RNA, 2219 nt
Organism: Castor canadensis (American beaver)
Lineage: Eukaryota; Metazoa; Chordata; Mammalia; Rodentia; Castoridae
Gene: Pigy
Product: phosphatidylinositol glycan anchor biosynthesis class Y
Biological process (GO): GPI anchor biosynthetic process
Cellular component (GO): glycosylphosphatidylinositol-N-acetylglucosaminyltransferase (GPI-GnT) complex
Source: RefSeq, a predicted model, not a curated record
CAAACGGUGGCGAGUAAUAAGUGAAAGAGAAGAAUGUUUCUAUCUCUGCCAACCUUGACUGUUCUUAUUCCGCUAAUCUCCUUAGCAGGACUGUUCUACUCUGCCUCUGUGGAAGAAAACUUCCCGCAGGGCUGCACCAGCACAGCCAGCCUUUGCUUUUACAGUCUGCUCUUGCCAAUUACCAUACCAGUGUAUGUGUUCUUCCACCUUUGGACUUGGAUGGGCAUUAAACUCUUCAGGCAUAACUAGUACAGCCACAGUCAAGAUGAUGGAGGUAUUAAUGAUAGGUCUUAGGUGUCUAGCUCUAAAAACUCAAUUAGCUGGAAAUACUCCAGACUCACUGGUUUGGUUUUGGGAGGCUUAAGCUGCAGAAGCUUCUUUGAUUAUACUUUUGUUCUCUCGUUUUUUGGAAGAUUCUGAGAUAACUGUUAUCAGAAGAAAUGGUUCAACAAAAUGUCCUGGUGGAGAUUAACAGUCCUAGUCAUCAUCUAAGGACUAUUUCUUGUCCCAGUCAUAUAAAAGUUACUUGGCAUUUUGUUUGUUUAGCUCCAUGGUCAGUAGUAAAGCCACAUGUUAGGCUGAUUCAAAUGAUGCCCAAGGAGCUACAUUAGAGUAGAUGUAGAGAAAUGCCUUAGAACUAGUAUGAGAUAAAAUGAUAAAUUGGAAACUGGAAAUUUCAUGUACUUAAAUUCUGAGUUUGUAAAAAAAAUUUUUUUGGCAUCAAAUGCUUACAUUAAUAAAAUUUAAGAUGUUGACAGUUUCCCUUAAAAAGCUCAAUUUACAAGGUUUUUAUUUGUUUUGUCUCAGAGUAUGAUACUAAGGGAGGGAAAAUGUGAACGUGUGUAUUAUGUUUGCACAGGCACUGAAUACCCAAAACAGGAUCACUUCCGGGAAAGUGGGUACUUGGGGUUGGUAAGGAUAGGGAUGGAAGCUGAUUGUGUUCUGUUCAGGUUAGAGCCAUGUGUUGAGGUACACUUAGUUUUUUCCUGUCUUAGAAGAUCUGUUUAGCAGUAAGGGCUUGAGCCCUGAUUUUUAGAACUUUAACAGGACUGUUUGAACAUGGUACAAUGACUACUUUGGAGGCAUACCAUGAAUGUUUUAAAAGUUACCCUGAAGAAACCUUAGAAUUGAACAUGUUUAUUUUUCCUGUGUUGGGGAUCCAGUCCAGGGCUUUAUGCCUGCUAGGCAAGGGAUCCACCUCAAGAUCCUUCUUCCUUAGCCUCUCCUGCUGGGUGGGAUUACAUGCCUGUGUCAAUAUGCCCAGACCUUAAUUGGCUCUUAAUUAGCAUCUUAACAGUAGUUUAAUAGAUUUAGACAGUGAUUCUUAACCAUCAAGAGAAAAUUUAAACAUUAUGUAUGUUUUCCUUUGCAUUAACUCAGUGUAUAAAUCACAUUCUUAAAUGUGAUGGCAGUAUAUGAACGGGAUGACUAUAGAGGUUCUCAGUCAUUUCCUGCAGGAGUGUUGUUUUAACUCAGUCUCAUAUUUGACCUGCUGAGAGUGGAGAAUAUGAAUGAACUGGUUUGCUAAGCACUGUAUUCUGAGAAACCAUUCUCAACUUUGGAAGUUAAGCAUUUUAGGAAGCUGACAAUAUACUUCUGGGGAAAUUCAGUAUUUUAACUCCAUUCUUUCACUAAUAGAAUCUACUUAGCAACCAUACAUACCAACUACGCCAGGGUCAGUUCUAAGCAUAGUGUAGUCUAAUCUUAGAACUUAAAAGGGGUAGGUCCUGUCAGCACCAUUUUGCAGAUGAGGAGGCUGACUUACCCAAGACACCAGCUACUAGUUGAACUGAAAUUCAACUAGGAAACUGCUUUUCAGUCUUCUCUUCACCACUGUGUAUUGUGUCUCCUCGUUUUGAGCAAACUCUUAUUUACAAGAAAAAUAAGAUUAGGAACCAAAAUACUAAUUCUUACUCAAUAUGGACUAGGAACAUAUAAAUACCAUAUUCUUCAGUUAGAUAGGAGAAACAAGUUCUAAUAUGCUACAACAUAGUAGGGUGACUGAAGUUCAUGACAAUUUAUUUUAUAUUUUAUAAAGAACUGGGAGAGGAGUCUGGAGCUCCCCAACACAAGUGUUUAAGGAGAGGGAAAUGUUAAUUGUCCUGGUUGUGUCGUCACAGAUUGUUUAUGUGUAUAGAAUUAUACUGUACCCCAUAAAUGUGUAAAGUUAUGUAUCAAUUAAAACACUGCAUGCUUUGCUCCAGUACUUUACUCUGUGC